Molecule: messenger RNA, 2320 nt
Organism: Hylaeus volcanicus
Lineage: Eukaryota; Metazoa; Arthropoda; Insecta; Hymenoptera; Colletidae
Product: endoribonuclease CG2145-like
Exons: 8
Coding region: 146-2023 (625 amino acids)
Molecular function (GO): RNA endonuclease activity
Source: RefSeq, a predicted model, not a curated record
GAGGCGGACUGAAUCGAGCUAGCCGAGACCUCGGUUAGUCUUAAAACGCCUACGUCGCAGGAACGUUCUUGAUCGUAUUGCGUCGGUGAUCUAGAUCUCAUCGAUCCUGUCUCAGGACGCACUCGCAGCUGUCUGACAGGAAAUCAUGAAAACUGAAAGGGUGUCGUUGUUCCUGACUAUAUUGGCGCUAUCGUUGAUAGUCGCCGACGUCGAGGCAGGAUGGAAGUUCUGGAAAAAGGACAAAGAUACUACUACUACGACUACGACUACGACUACGACGGCAGCUCCAAGUACAGUUGCUACUCCGACGACUAGCAAGUUGGCGAAUAGUCCACCAAAUGUAGGAUCGAUCGUACUCGGCGCAGGUGAUCCUGCGUUGGCGGUAGGUGUUUCUUCAACCGGACAAAAUAUAAGAAACAAUGCGCGACCAAAUAAACCGAACCCAGGAACCGAAGUGGGCCUGGAUCUUCCGUUGCCUAAACCAGGAAGCCCAGGACUCGGUGGUAAGAGUGGACAGGGAUAUAGGGAUUGGGCGGUGGAUCUCACCGGAGCUGGAGAAUCUGGAAGACAAUCGCCAAAAUUACCUGGGCAAGGACCAGCAUUGAGCGGUGCUGGUUCUAAACCGACAUCGGUUCCCGGAGCUACACCGCAGCCACAAACACCAGGUGCUAAACCAACACCAGCUCCAGCAGUUACUCCCGCGCCUCGACCUCAACUUCAACCUCAAAAACCUCAACAACCCCAACAACCUCAGCCGCAAUCACCAGUAGCCGUUGGACCAGGACGAUUACCACCGACCUCCGAUCAACAUAGCACCGGUGGGAAUCAAGUAUCUACGUUGCACGUGGGUUCUUUGAAACCUACGAGUACAACGGCCCGACCUCUCUCUAGACCUGCAAGUCCUACUUCGAUAGGAAGCUCUGGUUCGCCGGAAAGAAGUUGGGCCGAUGUUGCCGGUGGCGGUAGCAGACCUAACUCUCCUACACCCUCCUCAAGACAACCAGGAUAUCCGAGCCAACCAGGACAACCUCAACCAAGACCCGAAACACCGACGCGACCCGGACAAACGAGACCGUCUACGGGAGCAAUAGCUGCAGGUGGUGCAUUAGCUACGGGUGGUGUACUAGCUGCGAGUGGUGCAGUUGCAGGCGCGGCAACGGGAGAAGCGAACAAGGUCUAUUCGAGCAACCCGACCUACAGCAAAGGAAACACGAUCACCGACGAGGAUUUGGAAAAACUUUCCGAAGCUCUAUUCAUCAAAGACAAUAACAAUGCGAACAGAUACAUAACGUUGAAUCUACAGAAGCAAACAACUAGCAGUAGCACGGUAGACGAUGCAUCGCAACCGUUGUUUACGGUGAACGCGGAAGCGUUCCAGGUACCCACGGUGCAAAAAGUUAUAACCAUCUACGAUAACUACCAACCGGACACCAACGUGAACGAGCAUAUAAGCCCGAUACAGAGACAGGAGGAAAGCCUCCUGGUGGACACGUUCCUCAGCACGAACGUGAUGUCAGCUGCCAUGCGGUUUCUAGCGGAGAAAGGGAAGAUUCGCAAGGAUUAUUACGAGUACAAGGAAACCUUGAGGAAGAUAUGGUUCAAUCUGUUCUCCCGUGGACAAGGAAAGAUCGGUAGCUCGGGAUUCGAACACGUUUUUAUGGCGGAACUUAAGAACGCAGCCACUGGUACCGAAGUAGUCGGCCUGCACAAUUGGAUCUUUUAUAGCAAACAAGAGACGAGCGGUAAAGCGGAUUACAAUGGAUAUUUAAAGAAAGUUGAUUUGGGAAACAAAGCUUCCAUUGUCAAAAUACGCACAAAGUAUAACGGGUUUGAUAAACCCGUGACGACUAUAUUUGUGGGUACCUCGCCCGAACUAGAGAUGGCACUUUACACGGUUUGUUUCUAUGCACGGCCAGACGAAAACUGUCCAGUGUCCUUGGGAGGCACUAGAUUCAACAUUGUCACGCAUAAGUUCAAGUACAGAGGCAACGAUCUCGUAGGAACAGCGUAUCCCGAGAUAUAAAUUAUUCCCAAACAUAUUAUUUUUUGACCAAGCAUCACGUAAUUUUGUCACAUGUACAAAAAUGAUUAAUAAAAGAGCCUAUACUCGAUAACCGGCGCCGGUAUAAAAGAAAGGCAACCGUGUAAUCUUGCAUGCUUUUUCUACCUUUCGAUUGUUCAGAAAUGUUUUUCGUCGACUCUAACCGUUUACACUCUAAAAUUAUGUGCUCGAUGUUUGUUUGGAAAUCUACCGAAAUGUUUCGAGUCGAUAAAAAUUGUAUUCCUAUGCCUCGCAUAAAUAAAUUUGCCUUCCUUCGGA